AUGUAUUACCCACCUCCAGGACCACCUCCGAUGGGACCUCCUCCCCCAUGGGCGGGUUAUCAACAACCUCCCUCCCAAUGGCAGCAACCCCCACCCCCGCCUCAGCCCUACCACCGCCAGCCACCGCCAUCGCAACCCUACUUCCAACAACAUCGCCAGCAUCGCUCCGAUUCGGCUCCCCCACGUCCCCCUCCAGGGGCCUUCCCAGGAGCUUUCCCAGGAGCACGGCCCUAUGGUCCCCCUCAUUCACCACAGCCUCCUUAUGGACACGCACCGUCCCCGCAACCUCCCUAUAGCCAGCAGCAAACGCCAUCUCCUCGGCCGGGACAUCGCCAAAACUCGAGCGUGAGCAGUUACGGACCACCUCGCUCCAAUUCUUCCAAUCUCCCACCCACGCCGCCGCAGAAUCUCCAGCAGUUCGGCCAUGGUGCGCCAUCCAGUUACCAGUUCCAGUAUUCGUCUUGUACUGGCCGCCGGAAAGCCUUGCUCAUCGGCAUCAACUAUUUCGGUCAGGCCAAUAAGCUGAAUGGAUGUAUCAACGAUGUCACCAAUAUGUCCACUUUCUUACACGGGCGCUUCGGGUAUCGUCGCGAGGAUAUGGUCAUUCUCACCGACGACCAGAAGAAUCCCAUGAGCAUUCCAACCAAGAAUAAUAUCAUUCGAGCCAUGCACUGGCUGGUCAAGGAUGCCCAACCGCACGACUCUCUCUUCAUCCACUUCUCCGGCCAUGGUGGUCGGACCCCCGAUCUGGAUGGUGACGAGGACGACGGCUUCGACGACGUGAUCUACCCAGUAGAUUAUCAAAGUGCUGGACAUAUUGUUGACGACGACAUGCACAGCAUCAUGGUACGCCCUCUGCGUCCCGGUGUGCGAUUGACGGCCAUAUUCGACUCGUGCCACUCUGGAACCGCUCUGGAUCUGCCGUACGUGUACUCGACCCAGGGUGUCUUGAAGGAGCCGAACCUGGCCAAGGAAGCCGCGCAAGAUCUGUUCACCGCAUUCACGGCGUAUGGCCAGGGAGAUCUCUCCAGUAUGGCAAGCACCGCCAUUGGCUUUUUCAAGAAGGCAGCCAACGGAGGGCAAGCGCGGGAACGGACUCUUCAAACCAAAACCUCGCCGGCCGACGUGGUUAUGUUCUCCGGAUCCAAAGACACUCAGACAUCGGCCGACACUUUCCAGGACGGCCAGGCCAGGGGUGCCUUGAGCUGGGCCUUUAUCAAAUCACUGCAACAGUGGCCCCAGCAGAGUUAUCUGCAGCUGCUCAAUACCAUCCGGGCGGAGCUCGAAGGAAAAUACACCCAGAAGCCGCAACUGAGCUGCAGCCAUCCCCUUGAUGUCAAUCUACGAUUUGUGAUGUAA
Molecule: messenger RNA, 1359 nt
Organism: Penicillium brasilianum
Lineage: Eukaryota; Fungi; Ascomycota; Eurotiomycetes; Eurotiales; Aspergillaceae
Source: the annotation of a GenBank genome assembly